Ananas comosus (pineapple) is the source of this 711-nucleotide messenger RNA. Its product is annotated as homeobox protein engrailed-1-like. Bases 1 to 711 code for a protein of 236 amino acids. The transcript has 2 exons. The record is from RefSeq and is a predicted model, not a curated record. NCBI's taxonomy places the organism in Eukaryota, Viridiplantae, Streptophyta, Magnoliopsida, Poales, Bromeliaceae.
AUGCUUUGGGCCUUGAGGCCUAAGCUCCUGGGGAGGAAGGAAGGAAGGAAGUCCUCCUCCUCCCCAGGAACUCUCCUCCCAAGGUCCAACCUUGGGAGGAGAGGCGCCCAUGGCACCUCCCGCAGCAGCUCCGCCCACGGCCCCGACGCCGAACCCCUGUCGCCCCCGCUCCGGCACCGGCCCCCAAAUCCAAGGCCCCACCCGUCCGGCCGUCCCCCUCCGCCUCCCCGACCUCCUCCCCCCGGCUCCCCCGACCUCCUCCUCGGCCACCUCUUCCGAGAUCCCCUCCACCGAGACCCCCUCCUCCCCGGAAAGCCCACGGCCCUCGGAAAACCCCGCGCCUCCGCGACGGGAGGCGGCGACGACGGCGGGCAACUAUGCCCUAGUUGCACAACCCGAGGAGAGCAUGGGCUCACCACGGUUGACAGGGAGCUCCGGCAGCGGGUUAGCCGGCGGUGGACGGGUGCGGCCGGCCAGGCGGAGUCGGUGCUCACGCCGGACGGCGGCGGCGCCGGUGCUGGAUGUGGCUCGGUCUACACAAAGCCCAACCGGGCUGAGCCGAACAAGACGGCGGCGCUGGCGGCCGGGAGAGGUCGGGGGUGCACAGGGGCGACGGCGGUGGUUCGCCGGAGGCCGAGGGAAGGCGGCGCAGCGGAUCUGGAGUGGCGGCGGCGCGCGGGCCUCGAGCCCAACGUGCUCGGUCUGGGUUGA